AUGAACAUCGAUGAAGCAAACGUUAUAUCUUGUCAUUGCUUCGACGAUGAUUCAGGACUAAUGUAUGGAUUCUUGACACCAUCAGGAAUUCAUUGGCUUCCUGAAAAAUCGGUUUCAGAGUCACAAAUUAAACAAUAUUGGGAAAAUAUCAUUCAAUUUGAUAAUAAUAUCGAUAUCGAACCGAUUUCUAAUAAAAUCAUAAAAAGACUCGUCAACACGCUUGGAAAAAGUUAUUAUCUUCUUUACAAUGAACAAAUACUUGAUAAAUAUCAAUUAGUUCCGAAUUCAACAAUGAAAGAAGUAUUUCCUGUUGAAUUGGCCACUUUUGUAGAAGAUUUGGUCAAAGAUCAGCUUUAUAAAUUCUAA
Molecule: messenger RNA, 366 nt
Organism: Trichomonas vaginalis G3
Lineage: Eukaryota; Parabasalia; Trichomonadida; Trichomonadidae
Exons: 1
Coding region: 1-366 (121 amino acids)
Source: RefSeq, a predicted model, not a curated record